Molecule: messenger RNA, 1245 nt
Organism: Letharia lupina
Lineage: Eukaryota; Fungi; Ascomycota; Lecanoromycetes; Lecanorales; Parmeliaceae
Exons: 2
Coding region: 1-1245 (414 amino acids)
Source: RefSeq, a predicted model, not a curated record
AUGAGCAAGAGCAAGCAAAAGGUCGCUGAGCUGAGAUCCUCCACUCCCGUCAAAUCGAUGCCUCCUCCCUCUACUCCCUACAAGCCUCAAUCCCCCUACGACCGCCAAGCCCAAUCCUCACAAGUCGAGCUCGACGGCCUCGAAGCAGCAACUACAGCCACCUUAGCCAGCACAAUCGUCUCCACCGAAUCCCGGAAACAGACCAAGAAUGCUCGCUCGAUCCGAACAUCUCUCGAAGCAAAUGGCAUGUGGUACAAUACAACCGGGCGGCUAGAGAGCUACCCGGCUUUUAAAAACUCGAUCAUGGCAACCAUCGAUUCGCAGCGUGGCUCGAGUCUACGACCAGAAUCCUACAAGGUGAUCCAGGAAGAGAUGGAAGAGAAUGAAUUGUCGAACGAGGCUACAUACUUCCACUGUCUGGUGGAGCAAGUGAUUAAGACCGGGCGAUCCGUCGACAGCGGCAGAAAAACCGCCAACGGCACCACUCACUGGAAUUGGAAACGCUUCAAAGAAGAUGGCAUGAGCGAGCCACAGAAAGACCAGAAAAUGGCCAGGGGCUUCCUCCCAGGCCAGCUCACCGACACCGCCAAUGUCGACAUCGGCCUCACAGACCCCAAACCUGACUGGGUGUUCGGCAUAACUAUGACCACCAAGUUUGCAGCGGGUCAGGCGCCUUCGCCAGAAGUGCGCGAUCUGCUCGAGUUGGGCUUCGGCCUCUGGCACGCUUUCUUCGUUAUCGAAGGCAAAGGUAACCAACAACCCAUUACCGUCGCCCGCAACCAAGCCCUACGCGACGGCUCGGCGCUCGUGAACGGACGCCGAGCGUUCAACAAGCUCGCGCACGAUACAGGCGUUCAAGACCCUCUAGGUCCGGAUUACGACUCCUUCUGUUUCUCGUGCACAUGGGACAUCAACAUCGCCGAGCUCUGGGUCCAUUGGUACGAGCUGGAAAACACGGCCUCACCGGGCGUCUUCCACAUGCAUCUCCUGGGCCGAUAUGUCAUGAUUGGUCGCAUGACCGAGGUAGCCAAGUUCCGCCAUGAUGUACAUAAUAUUCUAGACUGGGGUAUCCUUACGAAUGCGGCGAAGCGCGUAGAGACUAUGGCGAAAAUCAAGGCCAAGGAGACUGCACAGGUUUCUAUCCUUAAUGGCCGGGCUUCACCGCAGAAGCGGCAGGAGAGUCCCAGGAAAGGGCGAGUUCCGCCGACGAAGCGGGAGAGUAGUCCGAGGAAGAGAGUGGAAUAG